AGCAGACAAUAUUUGUUGAGCGUGGGUCCGUGAGAAAUCGAUCUCAAUAAAAGUUAUUUAUAUUCUCAUUGAUGAUGAAAUUAACUAUGUCAAUGUGAUAAUUACGGAUCUGAACAUGUGUUUUACGAUUGAUUAAUCACAAAAACUCGGAACAGUCAUGGUGGAUUAUGACUGUUUUCAUACUACUUCCAAAUUCUGAAGAUACUCCAUUAUACCUACAUUAUGGUGAAUUAUAAGUUAAAGAUCAAACGAUGGAUUGAUACUCAAGCUGAUAUUGUUGACCAGUUACAAGCUCCUGACAGACACAACACUACAAUAACAAUUCCACAUGGGUUGCAGCCUGCGAAUACCCUUCGCCAUAAUGAUCUCAUAAAAUGUCACACAUACUAUUGUGGUGCAGAUGAAGAUAUAUUUGUGACGCAUCAUGGAUCAGGGCCAUCUAAUCAGGUGUCAGCCUGGCACGUUAAUCCUGUUACGAAGGAGGCUAAAGUUGAGCACUUCGAUGUCAGACCCAACAUAACUGUCUUGAUAUAUAUCACCAAAUUAAAGGUGUUUGUUGGUUUCUGCUCAGAUCUGACUAUACGAGUGUUUGAUAGCUUAAAAAGGGAUUUCUCAGAGAUAUCAAUAACUCUCUGCCGCAACUCAAUAUUGAGUUUGGCUUACAACAGAGACACUGAGGAAUUGUAUGCUGCAGGUGUAGGAUGUCUUCUAAGAUACAAACUUGGCCCCAAACAGGCGAGAGACAAGUUGGCUUUAAAUGGCAAGUUUGAGUUAACAUUAACUCGGGACCAAUGGGUGACAAUGAUGAUGGUGGACAAUAAACAUAAACGUUUGCUUGCGUUGACGGAUGAUGCAGUUUUUGUCUUCAAUUACAUGACUGGGGCUUUAACCCAUCACCUUAUGAACAGGCACAACCAUUCAUUGACCAGUUGCUGUUUCUACAAACCAUUUGACUAUUUCAUCACUGCUGCAAGGGAUGGCUCUCUCAAAGUAUGGAAUGCACUCGUCUUCGCACAGAUGUUUGAGUUCAUGGGACACUACGAGGCCAUUACAGGUCUGAUGACUCAUCCUACAGAGCCCAUCCUCAUCUCUGCAUCCCAUGACGGGUCAGUGAGAAUGUGGAGACUAGACACAUUUGAACAGUACCAGCGGCUUGAUGUUGGAGAAAAGGUCUUGAGCAUGCGACUUCUAAAUUCUCAUGAAUUGUAUUUUGCUACGAGGACACAGUUAAGACUCUGGAAGCUUAACAUGUUUCAUACGCUGUAUUCUCCAAUUCAAGCAAGUGUGCACAAGAUGCAGAGGUAUCAAGCAGAGGGUAGGAACUCACGUAUCCUAGUUGCAUCAGAGGAUGGAGGAGUGCGUGUGUUAUGUCCAUCUACUGGGUGUACUCUUACUAUUGUAUACCCCAUGCCUGACUUCCCAAUGUUCCAUGAUAUAUUGAUGGACCUCAAGACAGACAGACUCUACGCUCUCUUGCCAUCUGGUCAAGUGCUGGUGUUAGAUUGUUCCACCAACCCUUGUUCUGCCUGUUGCCUCCUAGUUCCAGAGAGUCCAGAUGAACAUAUUCUAAGCCUGGCCCUUGUAAAGCUGGAUCUCGCUGUUGGAGCUCAAGAAACUAAAUACACAGAGCACAUAAUUUUUGCGGGACACAAAAAUGGACAAAUAUCAUUGUUGAGUGCCAGCAAGAGUGAGAUGCCACAUAAUAUACAGGCUCACCAUGGUGAAGUGACUACACUCGCUGUAUCACAUCAACUUAGCAGUUCACUGACUAGCAGUCCUAUUGGUAUGUAUGAUAGGCUGCUGUCAGGGAGCACUGAUUGUUCAGUGAAAGUGUGGGAGAUAAGACAGUCACAGACUUCUCAAAUAUCUCUCUGUCCACUGAAAUUGAUUUCUCUACAAGGAACCCCCACAUACAUAUGCAUGCUGGGAAAUAUCCUGGCUCUCAGCCACUCAGAGAGCAGCACUAUCUUUAUGUAUGAGCUUUAUGGGAAGACUGAAAGGGAUGGUGUGAUGUUGCUUGACCACUCCAAGGAAGAUGACCACUCCGCUGAUAUUAAUGGGCUCUCAGUAUGUGCCAACAACAGAAUAUUUGCUACUUCAAGUCAGGAUGGACUCUUAAAGAUUUGGAACUGGAGGGGUGAGCUAUUGAGAGAAAUGCAGUUUGACAACACACUUAAUGGUGCAAGUUUCAUCAACACUCAGGGUGAUAUACUAGUGGGAUACCAGAAUCAUCUUCAUGUUGUUCCUAUGACUAACUACCUACCAAUAGAUGCAUUGGAGAAGAUGGUGCUCAUGGAUUUUCCGGAGGACCCUGUAGAAGAUCCUAUACCAUUUGACCAUGAUGUGCAGCUUUGGUUUGAUGCAAGUACUAUACAAAAGUGCAGUGCAAGUUUAAAUACUCGCAAACUAGAAGAGGAAGCAAAAGCCAAGGAAGCCCAACACGUUGCAGCGGGUGAUGGCCUGCAUGUGACGGAUGACAAUGUAACAGUCGAAAAAGAAGUAGCCGAACAUAUCCCACAGUUAUCAAGAGACUUGUCUCAAAUUGCUGAGGAAAUCACUCCAGCUUUAACAUCAGAUUCGACUGCUCAGCAAACAACUUUGGAAUCUGGAGUCAAAAAGUCAAAAUCUCUGAGUGAUAAAAUCAAACCUAAACCGAGUAGAUCAACUGGGAAAAUUUCAAAAGCAAGAAGUGAACCUAAAGUUAAAUCAACUAAAUCUCUGUCUAGAGAAUAUAAUAGUUAUAAAUCAGAAAAAAUACAGACAACCAAAAAGGAGGAGAGAAUGGUUGAAUUAAAAGAAACUGUGAGUGCUGAAAAUGACUCAGUUACUGAAAUGGAUACAAAAGCUAAGGAUGAUGGAGAUGAUGCUAAAGGGAAAGAAGAAGAGAUAGUCAAGGAAGAGGUGAAGAAAGUUGAAGAAAAACCAAAAAAGUUUUAUCCCAUUGCACCAGAUGGUUAUAUUCCCAACUCUGUAGUUAGGAGUUUGUUGAACUUUAAACCUCCCCCUGACAUCAUCCAUGAACAAGCACCUUGGAAACUAAAACCGGUUCCUCAACAGAACCCAAAACAUCAGGUCCACUUUGCUGAUAGUGAAAUCUCUUCACAAAGUUCUUUUGUGGCUAAAACUCUUGGUGCCAAUAAGGUGCUUCAGUAUGCUAAUGGGGGUCUCCUGGCACCCCUCCAGCCGAAUAAUGUUAACCUGUUACCAACAACCUUGUCCAAGAAGGAACAAGAGGAAUCCUUACAUGAACCCUUGUUGUGGGACACUGUUGAUGAUGAAGAGGAAAUAGAAGUUCCUACGCCAAGAGAAACAAGUGCCUCCUCCCAUGUUUUAGAAAAGGAUGAAGAGGCUGAAGUUGAAACUGAAAUGUCCAAACCAAGAAAUCUCAAAAAGUUGGUGAAACCAUAUAUAACGUGGAAAACAGAUCAAAUUAAAAUUGCGAAAAGAGAUGUGAAGAAAAUUGACAUGGACUUCAGUCGAGUAAAGAAAACAGGUGUGGGUAAGAAGGCGCCACCUGGUGGAAAAGGUCCUAAAGCUCCAAGGACAAGACCAGUAGCUGGCAUAGCAGAGGAAGAAGAAGAGGAAGAGCAGCCUGAUAAGGAAGAGGAAGAUCAUCUUCCUGAAUAUGAGGAUAUACCAGAGCUAAUCCAAGAGAUCAUAGAGCAGCCCUGGUUCCCCAAGGGAGCUGAACCCACCACAAAGGGUGUCACUGAGGCAUUUAUAGGAAUCAUGGACAAUGUGGGUGUGCCCCAACAUAAGCAACUCUGCUCAUAUAUUCCACGAUUGAAGAAUGAGCUGGAUUUAGCCCCAGAGCUUCUGGACCAGCUUAUAGAUAAGCUAAGGGAGCAGCUAAAGCAUCCGGUGGCUGGGAUUCGGAUGACUGCAGUCAGGACACUAGAGGCUUUGGGAUUGAACCGUAGGGAGAUUAUCAUGGAUCUACUUCCUAUGCUGAUAGAUGACCAUGAGGAAAUAAGUAAAGCUGGGCUGCAGGCACUACAAACGCUGACUGGUAUAAAGGAUAAAGACAGCCUCCUUCACUUGCUACAAGAUGCUGAUGUAAACCCUCCCUUCUCAAGCAAGGCAGAUGAGGAGCUGACUGAUGCUAAUGAUCCCACACUAAAAGAUGCUCAGAGGUCCAGAACCAAACCAUCAGUUAAGAAGAAGGCUAGACAAAGAAACACAAGACUCUUACAAGAUGGCAGACAAAAAUCAGGAGCACUUCGACUUGUUUCAUCUCCAAGAACUCAGACAGGAAGUUCAAAGACCCCUGCUGAUGAUAGUAAAUCAGGACCCACUGAUGCAACACAAGCACAGUUUGGUUCCAGUCGCACUACUUCAUUUACUCCUGGUAGACCCGGGAUGAAGAAAGAACACCCAGACAAAUCAGACCAAGCUAAAGCCAAUGCUGCGAGACUACAGAAAGUCAGGUUACCCCAAGAAUUUGUUAACAUUGACCUAGAUUCAGACAAAGACAACGCCAGUGUGGCAGGUAGUGAAGCAAGCAGAUCAUCUGUCAAAAGAGCAAAGAAAAAGAUCUUACCACAUGACCCAGCCAUGCACAAGUUGUACUCCAAGAAGAAAGAAGUGAACCAGGGAACACAUGAAGAUGUCAUUAGCUCCAAAGACAGUCUUGACUCCUCACCAAAACUACGGCGUUUACGAUCAUUGAGCUCACCCCCUAAAACAGUUAACACAGAAUUUGGAGAAUUUGAGAGUGACAGUGAAUCUAGAGGUUUCCCUGCUCCACCAAAUACAGUUCAACAGUUAAACAAUUCCCUUGACUCUAACUUAGAUACACUGGACAGAACAGGUGACUCUAUAGGUAACAUAGUUAAGUCUAAGCCAGAUGAUGGAACCCUAGCUGGGGACUCUGGCAAUAGAUUAAGUAAUGGAAGAAGUUAUAGUGAACCUGGAAGGUUGUAUAAUUAUGAUGACAGCUCAAAUGGAUCUAGCAUCUCAGAGAACUCAGUAUUGAAUGACUCUAUGAACAGUACCUCUGAUUCACAUGCUAAACUUGCAGGAAAAGUCACCACCAAAGAGAACCUCAGAGACUCACAGGGGAGAAAGAUUGAUUCUCAAAGAAGGUUGAUUGAUUCCCAGGGAAUGUUGAUUGAUUCCCAGGAAAGGUUGAUUGAUUCCGAGGGUGGGUUGAUUGAUACCCAAGGACAACUUACUAUUUCUAAUGUACCCAAAGGUAACCAAAGAAUGAAGAAUAGAUUGUUGGAGAAUACUGACACAGAGUCUGAUGCUGGCAUUGGAAGUCAGAAAUCUGGGGACCUCUCAAAUAAUAUGAACUUACUGAAGAUCCAAGAUGAUGCCAGUGUGGAGGAUUCUGGGAUAGGGCAAAUGUCUGAUGUCUCAUCAAGUUACCCUAGCUACAAUAAAACAUCAUUGAUCAACAGGGGUAUACCUCAACUAUCGACUGUUAAGUCAGUGAAUGGUAUGGAUGGACACACGUCACCUCCUCCUGAAAAUUGGAGGGAAUUUUUUGAACACCCUGCAGUUCAGGAACAUCGAAAGAUGGCGCUAGUGAAAAAGGAUUUUGAUGAGGGUCGAACACAUCCUCUGACACUGCCUCCUAUCAAGUACUUGACUGAAACAGAUGAAAAGUUGCCAGCUGAGAGUGGACUUAGACUCCUGCACACAGUAGCAGUAGAUAAGGAUGUUGCUGCACAUGAAAAGGCAUAUUAUGUGGACCCAAUGCCUGCCAAACUUGGAGUUAGCACAAGGCUUGAUGACGAAGGCAAUGUACAGUAUGGUAUUCUCAAUAUGAAGUGGACAACUGGACAAAGCAGCUCUAGUGGAACAAAUAGUGGCAAUAGCUCCAACAGGAUUACCAACUUCCCCAAAGUACAGAAAGUCCACUCUCCACCAAGCAUCCACAGUGGUACAAGCAAGGGAAGAAGUUUAUAUAAUGAUCAAGUGGAUCGGCACUCAGCAACCUCCAAGUCGUUUCCACCAGUUUUCCUUCCUAAGCUUCAGAACAAGCCAAAAGAUGGCGUAAGUGUUGAAGGCAAAUACUUUAAUUCUGAUUGUGAUGCAUACCAAUGGGACACGCCACUACCCCCUCCCCCACCAAAAGAAUCACGAAUGAACAAUGAGUUUGUUCGCAAGCAACAUCACCACUAUUGCGACUAUUAUAACUUAGUGAAGAAGAAAAUGCAUCUUCACACAUCAAUCUCUCGAUAUCUGAACCACAAGGCAACUGUUAACAAAUUAUUUAAGUUAACCAUGUCAGGGGACAACAAGCAGGCAGGGGUUCCUUCAUAAUGUCCUCUCUACAGCUAGACAAUGUAACUGUGAUGUUGGUGCCAUCACCAUAGGAACCAACAGACAACACAAGUCAGAUGUUGGAAUAUCAAUAGGAACUAACCAACAUCCAAAUUCAGGCAUUGGGAUUUCAAUCAGCUCACACAGGCUUCCUAACUCUGAUAUAGGAAUUUCAAUUAAUGGAAGCAACCAGCUACGCAAAUCUGAGGAUGGAAUAGAAAUAGAGACCAAAAGGAAAUCAAACACUGUGUUACCUCCAUUUCCACCUGUUGUAAUCAAAGUUGGGUAUUGACAAUGAUAAUUCAAAGGAGAGUUCUGGUCAAAGAUUCAUAUUUUACAGUCCAAAUACUGCAGAUUAAGUGUGUGACCAUGCACAAUAUCUCGAUAUACCACUCACUUAACUCAAGAAGAACUUCACAUUGUUUUGACCAUUUGUUUUUCUUCACAAUUCGAUCAUAUAUGAUUUUCAUAGAUUUGAAAAUUGUUUUACGAUAGUUUUGACUUUCAGUUCACUGGUAGAUACUAGUGACAUCUUUGUUUUGUAAGUAUGUUUAGAAUGAUACAACUUUGGUUCAAGAAGGAAGGUUCAGAUGUUUGAGAAUGUUAAAGAACCAGUGUCUUGAAAGAAAACACCAAUAAUGACACAAUAAUUAUAAAUUAAAUUGCAUAAACCUUUGUGUAACUUUCAUGCUUCAGUGAAAUUUUUAAUCUAUGCAAUAUUUACACAAUACUCGUUACAAUAUUGCUGCACAUUUAGAAUUUUAAUACUUCAUCCAUAUACUGUACUAUGUAAACUAUACACUGUAGUACUAUACUGUGUUCAAUUGUUCAUGGAUACAUAUGAAUGUAAUUUACUAAAACUCUUUGCUCAAGUGUAUAGUUGAUCAAUCAUGUAAAAUAUAAUUUUAACACUGAUAUCUAAAUCUAAACUAUAAAGUACAUAAUCAUAUUGAAAUUAUACUUUUUAUCCUAUUUUCAUUCUUUUUGUCGGCAUUUAUCAAGGGGGCAUUUUAAUUUUAGUCCCACCUCUUGAGCUUUUGGUCAUUUUAUCCUCCAAUAUUCGUAGAUUUUCUAUAUAUUUAUGAACACUGAUGAAUCGAAGAUCUUAUCAAAUACACAUAUACUAAUAAAUGGCUGGCCAUGUUUAAGUGAGUAAAUGAGUGAUUCCAAUCAUGAUCGACAUAUAGUAUUUCUUUUACUUCAGGUUGUAUAACUAAAGUUUAACCAAUGUUAUGUUAUUUCACAGCUAUAUUGUUAUUACUUCUACAUUCUUUGUAUUUUUCUAUGAAAUGUGCAAUAUGUAUCACUGGAUGAUAUUGACAGAUUUGCAAAUAGAUUUUUGAAAACAAAAAAU
Messenger RNA from Owenia fusiformis, 7624 nucleotides. NCBI's taxonomy places the organism in Eukaryota, Metazoa, Annelida, Polychaeta, Sabellida, Oweniidae. The record is from the annotation of a GenBank genome assembly.